Blastomyces dermatitidis ER-3 is the source of this 1491-nucleotide messenger RNA. RefSeq names its product Ryp1. Bases 1 to 1491 code for a protein of 496 amino acids. The record is from RefSeq and is a predicted model, not a curated record. The transcript has a single exon. NCBI's taxonomy places the organism in Eukaryota, Fungi, Ascomycota, Eurotiomycetes, Onygenales, Ajellomycetaceae. Gene Ontology annotation, molecular function: DNA binding.
AUGGGCAACGGCACAGCUGCAGUACUAGAGCCGACAUUCACCGGCUAUGUCGCCACCACGCAAGAUGCGCUGAUCCUCUUCGAAGCAUGUCUGACCGGCCUCCUCCACCACGUUCCACGACGUCCCCACGAUCGAGAAAGAAGCCAACUGGUGAAAAGCGGGAGUGUUUUUAUCUACGAAGAAAAUGCGUCCGGUAUCAAGCGAUGGACAGACGGUGUUACAUGGAGCCCCAGUCGCAUCCUGGGUAAUUUCCUCGUCUACCGCGAACUUGAUAAGCCUUUUCCUCCAGGUGAGAAGAAGCGCGCCAUGAAAAAGGGCAAUAGGCGGCCACCACAAACUGGAAGACCAGGGGAACCAUACCCAAGACCUCAAGAGAGCAACGGAACUUCAUACUCGCCCGCAACAUCGCCCGGCGCAGCUCCAUAUGGAGAGAGAAACCAACACACAGAUAUGGAGCGGCAACUCGUGGGCUCCCUUGUGGACUCGUAUGGGUUCAAGGAUUCGGGAUUAGUAAAGAAAACCAUGAGCGUGACAGUAUCGGGGGUGACCCAUCAUUUGGUGUCAUACUACAGUGUUGAAGAUGUCAUGUCAAACCGCCUCCAUACACCCAUGCAACACGAGAAUUUGAGGGGCAUACGUCCACGCGCAGAACUCACAACGAAGCAAAGCUUCCGCGCGCCAAUUGAUGACUUCGAGCACGGUGCAAUGGAAGAUGGAGACCCUUCUUCCGCCCUAUAUGCUUAUCGUUCCACGUUAGGUGGCGCGCAGGCAUAUGCGGUGCCAAGCUCCGGUGCGCCGUACUACCAGCUUCCCGCUUACGGCGCACACCCUGGUUAUGCAGUUGGCGCGCCAGGUAUUCCAGGCCACCCCACAUCCAAUCCAUAUCUCACAAAUGCUCCCGGUUCAGCCGACAUGCCGCCAAAGCUAGAAGGCUACUCUUUCCGGAGCUCAGCAUCGUACCCGCCUAGCUAUCACCCCAUGAAUCCCAGUAUACCGCAACCCAUGUCGGCUUCCACGAUACCCUCUGCCCUCAACCCUACCAUGGGCGAUAGAAGUCAACAGCAACAACCCAGCAGCGCUUCCCUCUACCGAAACCCGGGAUUACAACCGCGGGAUGUACCUACAGGUUCACUUUCCGGACCGGUCGACCCCGGUUCAGCAGGUGCCCCAGCGUAUUCAAGAGGAAGUUUUGGCGGCAUUGACUCCUCAGACCAACAGAGCGUCGGACAGCAGCAGCAUUACAACCCUUCAACGAGGCGGGAAUCGAGUGCCAUGGCGCCUAGCGUUUCAUACUAUAAUGGAGACCGUCAGUCUCAACAGCCACAGCCGCCAUCACAACCGCAGUCACAACCUCAUCAAUCUCAACAACAGCCGCCGCAGCCACAACACCCACAACAAUAUUUCUCCAGUAGUGGUCAGCCGGGACAGCCUUCAAGUUACCAACCCGGCCAACAGGCGUCGAUGUCCUGGAAUACGGCUACAACGGGUUGA